GAGGAAGAUAAAAGAGCUUCCUGACGUGGCAAACGAAGAAAAAAUGUAAGUCCAGUUGAAGACAAAAUAACAAUGAAAGAAUAGCUGAUGGAGUGAUGAGGAUGUUGGAAUCCCCAUGAACGAGAAGAAACAGGGGAGGAAAAACUGGAAAAGAGGUAGAAGAAAUUAGUGGAAACCAAGACUCAAAGUUGGACACCGGGACAAAGUGAAGUGUAAAGUGGACACGGGAGGGGAGAAACAUCUGGAUGACRUCCACAGCUGCUGGUUAUCCACCCUCCAAAGAUGGCCUCCAACUUYAACGACAUCGUCAAGCAGGGCUAUGUGCGCAUGCGCAGCCGUAAACUUGGGAUUUAUCGACGCUGCUGGCUCGUGUUCAAGAAGUCAUCCAGUAAAGGACCUCGUCGUCUGGAGAAAUAUCCUGACGAGAAGGCUGCUUUAAUCAGAGCAUGUCCCAAAGUGACAGAAAUUAGCAACGUGAAGAACAUCACGCGGUUACCUCGGGACACCAAACGACAAGCGGUAGCCAUUGUGUUUACAGACGACACCUCACGCACCUUCUCCUGUGAAUCAGAGCUGGAGGCAGAGGACUGGUUUAAGAUGUUGUCUAUAGAGUGUCUCGGGAUGCGCCUAAAUGACAUCAGCAUGGGAGAACCUGACCUCCUGGCUGCUGGAGUGCAGUGUGAGCACACAGAGCGUUUCAACGUGUUCCUCCUUCCAUGUCCCAACCUGGACAUUUACGGGGAAUGUAUGAUGCAGAUCACAAACGAGAACAUUUACCUGUGGGACAUCCACAACCCUCGCACCAAGCUGGUCACCUGGCCUCUCUGUUCGCUGCGGCGCUACGGACGCGACGCCACUCGCUUCACCUUUGAAGCCGGACGGAUGUGUGACAGCGGUGAAGGCCUCUACACCUUCCAGACCAGGGAGGGAGAGCAGAUCUACCAGAGGGUCCACUCCUCCACGCUGGCCAUUGCUGAGCAGCACAAAAAGGUUUUGCUGGAGAUGGAGAAGAACAGCCGGCUGCUGUCUAAGUGCUCAGAGUCGAGCUCCUACCCAUGCACACCCACCGCCAUCCUACCACGAUCUGCCUACUGGCAUCACAUCACUGGAAACCAGACUGGCAUGGAGCCUGGCUGCACACACACACACACACACACACACACACACACACACACACACACACACACAAGAAGACGUGAACACUGGGAAAGAGGCACAAACACACACUCAAGACUAAAGACACUUUCUUCUCUUUAGCUGACAGUCCAGCGUUAGACUUUAUGAGACCUCAUUGUUGCAGGACCACACAGAGACUGGGCUUCCUUCCAUGACUGCAGAUCCAGGUUGUGAGUUCUUCUACACUCGAGCUUUGUGGUGUAAAAAAAAGACCUGAAAGCUCUGUGUGCUUUUAACUACCCAGUUCAUCUCAAAGAUGCAGYGAGGAGCCUUAAAGAUUGUAGGGACAUUUUUUUUUGCACUGGAUUUGUACUCCAUAUUUCUUUAGUAAUUUAAUAUCAAACAAGUAGCUUUAUAACUCAGCUGAUGUGCAUGUUCGAGUAAUCUGAGGUGAAACUAGGGAGGGUUUACUUUGGUCAGCUGCUGGCUGUCACUCAGUUAUCUGCUCCCUCGGUUAUUACCCCCACAUCACUUUUUUAUCUCAUGUGUUUCAUUAAUUUAGCUGAACCUCACGCUUAAAAGCUAACACUGGAAUUUAUUUUUAAAUUUGGCUUGCUAGCUUUAGAAAAACAAAGCUUUUAUCAUGUACACUGUAUUUAAAUGUUCAUAAUGAAUAUUUUGUUCAUUUGUUUUAAUGAUGAUGCUGCUUUAUGUUAUUUAUUUCUAGUUCUAUUUAUGUUAUGACAAAUAUGCCACUUUUAUCUUAUUUAUUUUGAGUACUGAUUUCUGAUUUCCUAGUAAUUAAACUAGUAAAGAUCUUAGUAAUAUUAGGGAUAAAAGGCCAAGAAUGUCUUCACAAACAGAUUUUUUUUUCUAAACAUAUGCAUAUGUCUAACCCUUCAGUAUGGAUGUUUGACAGACUUUAACAUUUUUACAGUGUUUGAUGACAAACAGGGCUGUUCACAGCAAAUUUAUGGCCUAAACUAAAGUCCUAUGUAGCUACAUGCCAAGACCAGGCAGCUUUAGAAGUGCGUUGUUCUCUAUUUAUUUUAUUCAUUAAUUGUAGAACCAGCGAGGUACAGCUUCAGCUUCUCGCCUCGAGAGCAUCGGGUUUCAGGUGACGUUCGUUGGAAUUACGAGGCCAGUUUUGCCUGAUGGAACAGUGUGUGGACCGAGGCUGCAAGGUGCCUUAAUUAGCACUUCAUGGACCGUGCUACCAUUGGAGACAUACACCCGGGUUUCUAAUGUGGGAGAUUCCCAGUGAGCCAGAGAGGCAGUCCCUUUGCAUCUGGCAUUGAAUGCCUUCAGUUUUGCUCAUAAUUAAAGUGACGUUCUCCGUUUUUACCGAGGUUCUGAAAGGAGGAACGAUGGCAUCACUGGAUCCAUCUGUAUGAAGCUGCUCUUCUUGUAAACUGGAUAGAGACACCACUAGAGCUUCAGACAUUUUUUCUGUGUUGGAGAUUGAUCCACCUCCAUGUAUCAACAUGCUUGUAUUGAGUUUUUUUUUUUAAAUGUAAACCCAUUUCUUCAGGGUCUAAAGAUGAAGGGAGGGCCUACAAGGUCAAGAUUAAGAAAAUAAGAUUUUGGAGAUAUUUGAAAUGUUGAAGGAUAAAAAAAGUAAUGUUUUUAAAUUUUCAUGUUUGUCAAAAAUAUUACAGGAUAUUCUACAUAAACACAAUAGAAAAUUAAAUUAAAACUGGUGGACAUGUUUAAGGUCUGAUGUGGGAAUAAAACACAUGUUUAGGUUAUCUUUCUGCCUGAAAUCCAGAUCAGAGGUCCACAUGAGCUGUUCUGGUUGAUGAACAUCAGUUCAAAAGAACAUUUCAUUCUGCUGGUUAGGUCCCAAUUUACUACCAGUGUUAAUUAUACUCAAAACCAGAUAUUAUGGAUUUAAUUAAAAAAUUAUAUCAACUGGUCCCACUCAACUGAAUGGAAGGGAACACAUUUACUUUACGUUAACUUUACAUUUACGUAAAGUAAACAUGUUACCUUUACUCCAUUCAGUUGUGUGGAACCAGUUGACAUGAUUUUUUUUUUUCAAUUAAAUCCAUUAUAUCUGUUUUUGAGUAAACAAGCCAUGGUUUGUAGCUGGUCUGAUGCAUCUCAAUAAUCCAGGUAGAAAAAUCUAGAAAAAAAGUUGGCAUUUCUAACAUAGAGGUUCCCUAAAUUACAAUGUCUGGCAAAAAAUCAUGAAUCACCACUCUUGAAGAAAUUUCAGCCUCCUUUUUUAUUUUGUAGAAAAGAAGAGACAAACAUGAUUUCUUUUCCACCCCUUUUUUUUCUUUGGUCAUAAAAAAUCAGUACAUGAAAAAAAAAACGUUUGAACGUUUCAGGAUCCAGCUGUUAGAUGAAAGAGCUCGAUGAAUAUUCUCAAACAGGGAGGAUCAAAAAUAUGAAUAAUCCUUUAGUUUAAAAACAAAAAMACUGUGAACUUUAAAUAAUACGUCUGUUCACAAGGUUGUGGUCAUAUCAGCAUGAAUAAAAAUCAAGCUCUUCAGUGUAUAAUCAUUUAAUGUAGCGACUGAUCCAAGCUUUAUGUCUGAGCCCMACUGGUAAAACUUUACAACACAGUGACCUAAAUUUUCUUAUUUACUGUAACAGAAAGCAGUCUGAAACUUUAAGUACAUCCACUAUUUUUGCCUCAGAAUUGUUUGUCAAACAUAGAAACUGUAAGAGAAAAGCUGGGUAAGUGGGUCAUGCUGCAUCAUCCAGGUGUGUACAGAACUACUUUUGUCUUCUGUUGUAUGAAACAAACUUGAUGCGACACAAAGAGUGCCAACAUGUUUGGAUGUGUUUCUUCCCUGUGGGCUCAUGCAGGAUAUAAAUGUCUGAUUGCUGCCUUUAAUUCUGUAUGGAAGAGGUUUAGAAUAGUUGGAUUAGAGUUUUUGGGAAUGCACGGAUCACUUCGACACUGUUUAAAAAUGCAGACAUAUUAGACUGAUUAAUGCUGGAAUUGCCCGAYAUCUUCCACUCAGUGGCUUGUAGGAGUUUGUUUUCAAUAAUUUAAACAUUACAGGGCUAAACAUUUUCUGUCACAUACUGUAACUCGUGUAUUGACUGUCAUGGUGUUUUCUUUCUUCUGUGAUUACAUUUUGUAUCUAUUGAGGGGAUAUUGUACAUAUUGUUAUUUAUUUCAUGUGAAGGGUGUGUGGGUGUGCGCAAGAGUUCUGCAAGAGUGGGUCCACCCAACACAUGGGAUUAUUUGAACAUGUGUUCAUUUAAAAUGCAAACGGAACACAAUUUUGCACCUUGCCCGAGCAGGUGGCACUUCGUCAGCACAGAUCUGCACCUGAGUGGACUGCAAGGAGACCUCUACCGUCGGGCUUUGAGUCUGCACUUCUCAAGGUGCUAAUGUGUUUGUUCAUAAAUUAAUCCCAGUUGCAUCCCCUCAGCCCCGUAUCCUGUUUUAUGCUGCUGUUUUGUUUGUUUUUUUCUUKCUAUGUUAAAAUACUGUAGCAGGCAGGGGUGGAGGGUGUCAUUCAGUAAAAAAGGCUGGUAAAAAUGGAUCUUGUGAAAUCUUUUUGUUCAGUUGAGCUCCUUGGACUCAGUMACAGAGUCAUAAAUCAUUUAGACUCUUUUAA
Molecule: messenger RNA, 4697 nt
Organism: Austrofundulus limnaeus
Lineage: Eukaryota; Metazoa; Chordata; Actinopteri; Cyprinodontiformes; Rivulidae
Gene: dok4
Product: docking protein 4
Biological process (GO): cell surface receptor protein tyrosine kinase signaling pathway
Cellular component (GO): cytoplasm
Source: RefSeq, a predicted model, not a curated record